AUGCCUUCCAGCAAAUGUAGCCACAAGGGAGAGCCAAGCUCUGGUGGGAAAUCCGGUCGGAAAAGGGGCGAAGAGACGAGCGAAUCCGACGACGCAAGCGACAAUUACUCGACGAUAUGUCUGACCAUAUUUGUAUUCCGACGAGUGUCUGACAUGUAUUUCAACCGGCAUAUUCUUCUGUACUUAACAUCUCCUGAAAACCCGGGCUUCCACGAGACGGUUCACGCCCAGCGUUACGAUGAAGAAAACCCCUGGGUGGUUGACCGCAUACACCACCGGGUUGACUGGAUGAUGAGCGCUACCUACCUCAGCCAUGUUAACGCCGGGGCCGUGCGGGUACAGAGGGGUGAAGAGAUAUUGCCCGUAAACAUCGUUGCAGCCACUCCAGUACGGGGACAGGACAGUGGUUGGAACUGUCAACACUUCAUACUCGAGGGUCUUCAGGAGAUUGUGAGCCAAGGGCUACAGACAAGCGAGUGGUACGACUUGGUGGAAGAGCAGCUCACAGACUAUCUACUUGAUGGGACAGUUGCUUGA
This is a messenger RNA of Metarhizium acridum CQMa 102, 537 nucleotides long. RefSeq lists its product as uncharacterized. The record is from RefSeq and is a predicted model, not a curated record. Lineage: Eukaryota; Fungi; Ascomycota; Sordariomycetes; Hypocreales; Clavicipitaceae.